This is a messenger RNA of Closterium sp. NIES-67, 2620 nucleotides long. The record is from the annotation of a GenBank genome assembly. Lineage: Eukaryota; Viridiplantae; Streptophyta; Zygnematophyceae; Desmidiales; Closteriaceae.
UGCCCCCAAGAUCGCUCAGGCACUCACCACGAGGGAUGGACAUCACACGAGUCCUAACACGAGCAUACAAAUCAGGUGACAUAAUGACAUGUAGUCAGUCUGGUACUUUCCUGUCAGUUUGACGGGCCUGGCAACGUAGCAUGUCUAUUCUGUCCUCGUUUGCGACCUAAGCUUAUCCCGCCUACUGCUCAGUUAGCGAAACCUCAGCCCAACGAAGAGCAGCAGUGUUACCACCUCUUGUCGCUCAUGUUCUCGUCGUGGGCGUGCCAUCUGAGAGCCCACUUCACCGCCAACACGCGCCACGUCAUCGUCAACGCACACCACGUCACCGUCAACGCACGCCACGUCACCGCCGACGCGCGCCACUUCACAGUCAACACGUGCAACCAGCCAGCGGUAACGUCAUGGGCCCAAGCACUUGAAUCGCAGUCGCCGCACCGCCAACAGUUCCUACCUCCCCCCCUCAGACACCCGUCCGUGCCUCCAGCACGAAUACAGACCUUAUGCUCUGCUAAUUCAAGACCAGCUUCAGACCACCUUCCGCGUUCCUCCCUUUCCUCCUUUUCCUCCUUUUCCUCCUUUUCCUCCUUAUCCGCGCUAAUUCAAGCCCUAAACCGACCUCAACCGAUCACCCCCGCUCCUCAAUUCAAGAGUCCGCCCUCUUGCAUUCCCCCCGUUUCCCCUUCCGCUUCCGUCUUCGUCCUCUCCGCCUCCCCGUUCCCCCUUCGACCCCGCGCGGCCCCCCUUCUCCACUGCUCUUUUCCACAAGUGUUGCCGAACAAACUUCCAGUUGCCAGCUGCCACAUCAGCAGCAGUAUGGGAGACCCCGGCCUUGCUGGAGAGACGGAUGGGAUGGGCGGGGGGAGAAUGGGGGGAAGCGGGGGAAGCGGGGGAAGUGGGGGAAGUGGGAAUGGCAGCGUGUGCAACGUUGGGAGUUGUGGUGAUGGCGGUGAGAGGGAGGCAUGUAGACGACUAGCGGAUCUACAGGGUGUGGUGGGGGAUAGUGUGGUGAUUCGUGAGGCCGUAACGCGGCUGGUGCACUACACACCGCCGAUAAUCUCCCCAACAUCACCCUUCGCUCCCCCUCGCUCCUCCCCACUUUCCUUUCCCCUCUCCGCCUCAUCCCUACUACCCUCCUCCGCCUCCCCCUCCUCGGCCUCUCUCAUCCACACACGUGCGUUUUCCUCGUCGUCCUCUUCCCCUGGCUCGUCAACAACUAAAGUCUCAGCCACCACUGUUGACGGCAGCAGCAGCGUCCGCAGCAACAACCACCACUGCAGCACCAGCACCAGCAACAACAACGGCAGCAGCAGCAGUGCAGCCAAUUCAGAUUCCCCAGCUAACCCAACUAACCCACCUACCCAUCCCACGGACCCUACUGCGCCUCUUACCCCUCUCACAGCGCCCGCCCCUUCCUCCUCCACUGCCCCUCCCUCCGUUCCCUCCCUCCACCGCCCCCCCCUCGACGCCUUCGCCCGGAAGCAGCAGCAGGCAGCAGAGGCAAGGCAGGCCGCGCUCCAAGCAGCAGCAGAGGAAGAAGCAGCAGCCGCAGCAGGGGGGAACGGGGGCAGUGCACUGGACGACACCCCCAUGUCAUCCGUUGCUGUCCCUGCGUUUCAAACUGACCCCAUGUCUCCCAACAAGCAGUCGGUGCUGGGUGUGGCGCUGGCGGCGGCAGGAGAGGCGAUGGGCCCCAUGAGGAGGCGGAAGGCGGCUGUGCUGGUGGCGCUGUUUGAAGGGGAAGGAGGGGAGCUGCGCGUGUGGCUCACUAAGCGGGCUGCCAAGCUCUCCUCCCACUCUGGCGAGGUGGCACUACCGGGGGGCAAGCGCGACGACGGCGAUGCGGACGACAGCGACACGGCACUCAGGGAGGCGGAGGAGGAGAUCGGGCUGCACCGCUCCCACGUGCGCGUCGUCACGCACCUCGAACCCUUCCUCUCGAAGCAUCUGCUGACGGUGACUCCAGUGGUGGCUUUGCUGCCGCGCUCCUUCGCCUUUGUGCCGCGCCCCAACGCCGAUGAGGUGCAAGCCGUCUUCAGUGUGCCGCUCUCACUCUUCCUUCAGCCGGACCAUCACCGGCACGAGGACCACGAGUGGCUUGGCUUACCCUACCGCGUGCACUUCUUCGAGUACACCACCACCCCGCCCCGUCCUCCUCCCCAUCUCUCCCCCACUCCGCACCCACCCCUCGCUUCCUCCUCCCCCUCGCACCCUCUUGUGAGUCCCCCCCAGCCGUCGAUGUCAGCCUCUCCAGCUGUACUUCCUGGUCAAUCAUCAAGCACAGCACGGAUAGAGCUGGGGGGGGGGGGCAAUUGGGGGGACCGGGAGAGGGGGAGCAGUUUACGAUAUGGGGCCUCACAGCUGCUAUUCUCGUGCGUGUGUCGUGUGUUGUGUUCGGCCGGUCUGCUCCAUUUGGGGAGUUCCACCCAGAUGCUCCUAACUACGCCACUGUGCUUGCCGACCUGGCCAAGAGGCAGUUCCUACAGCUGUAGGCAGUGUUAGAGUACAAGAAUGACUAGAAACAAGGGAGAACAAGGGAGAUAUAGGGUUGGAGUUGUACCCUCUAAGAACAUACACCUAUCUAGCCUACAACUUCUACAUACAAACAUAUGCAUAAGUU